AUGUGUUGGCUGAGGUCAUUGGCCCAUGCGAGGUUGGGAUGUGGACGGAGCUUGCUUCUGCCGAUCCCCGAGCUAAAGGUGGGACCUCGAUUCAGAGGACCUGCUUAUCUUAUCUUCAACCUCAUCGAUGUCCACGAACACCAGCUGGCACCUCACGGUUCAUUCGAGCCUCUCGUCCAACUCCGAUCAGUGCGACAACCGACGACGGCAAUAGCCCUUGCGACCGCCGUAUCCACCGAUAUCGAAGACUUGCGACUGCACUUCACUGUACGACGUGAACGGCUCCAGACAACCCACGUGAACGACGCAACGUGCUUGCGAUCCGAGGCGGCAGCCACUUCCGCGACACAGCCCGGUACCAGGCGUCCGACGCCAGCGAUACUUCCCUCCCUUACUAUUCGGCAGGCGUCUGCGAGGAAUCAUGGCCGCAAGCAAGGCAACCCGCUUGGGAGAGGAAAUCUGGAAGUACGUUGCGUGGCACCUGAAUGCCCAAGAACGAACAAGUCUGACGUGCUUGAUUGUAGAACCCGCAUAGACAAAGUCAACGCCGAGCUCGUCACCCUCACCUACGGAACAAUUGUUGCGCAGUUGUGCAAAGAUUACGAUAGCGACUAUGUCGAGGUCAACAAGCAGCUGGACAAGAUGGGAUACAACAUCGGCCUUCGUCUCAUUGAGGAUUAUUUGGCAAAGUCGAAUACAAUGAAGAGAUGCGCAAACUUUCGCGAGACCGCAGACGUCAUUGCAAGAGUCGGCUUCAAGAUAUUUCUAAACAUCACGCCACAGGUGACCAACUGGACGACGGACAACAAACAGUUCUCGCUUGUGUUUGACGAAAACCCUCUCGCAGACUUUGUCGAGCUGCCCGAUGACGAGCGAGCGCAGGAUGAGCUCUGGUACUCCAAUAUCUUUUGUGGAGUCUUGCGGGGAGCUCUUGAGAUGGUGCAGAUGCAGGUCGAAGCGCACUUCAUCAGUGACGUUCUGCGAGGCCAUGACACGACCGAGAUGAGGGUGUCAUUAGUGCGGUACAUUGACGACGAGCUACCUCCCGAAGAUGACUAG
Molecule: messenger RNA, 1059 nt
Organism: Colletotrichum lupini
Lineage: Eukaryota; Fungi; Ascomycota; Sordariomycetes; Glomerellales; Glomerellaceae
Product: transporter particle component
Exons: 4
Coding region: 1-1059 (352 amino acids)
Biological process (GO): intra-Golgi vesicle-mediated transport; endoplasmic reticulum to Golgi vesicle-mediated transport
Cellular component (GO): cytosol; TRAPP complex; cis-Golgi network membrane
Source: RefSeq, a predicted model, not a curated record